Molecule: messenger RNA, 1803 nt
Organism: Protopolystoma xenopodis
Lineage: Eukaryota; Metazoa; Platyhelminthes; Monogenea; Polystomatidea; Polystomatidae
Source: the annotation of a GenBank genome assembly
AUGGCUGCCCUCAAGGCUCCCUCCGACCCCGGCCCAGCUUCGGUAUCCUUUCAACCUGCCGAGCUCAAGUCCACCUCCUCGACGGCUCCGGAAUCGACAGCUUUUGCCCUCGGCGCCGGUUCGGCCAACUCGGCCAGCCUUGUUGCCAUGGCGGCCAGUAUGGCGAUGGUCAUGAUGACCGGUCGUCAACGCUCCCAAGAUGGGUUGAUGCCGGGCCAAUCAGACGCAGCGGCCGGACUCUUGUCCCUGCCGCCUCCGAGCGGACUUCCGGGACGAGAUGUUGUCGAGGGGAGACUCUUGCACUCGUCAGCCUCCGACGUCCGAGUCUCGCCGAGCCAGCAACCGCCGUCAGACUCGGCCAGUCUGGCUGCACGCGCUGUUGUGAGUCGGCCAGAAGUGCCAAUCCGCCCAGUGGCCGACACUCACGGACUCGGGACCGAGUCCAGCCACACUCAAUUGAGCACCUCGAGAGAGGCGGUGGUGCCAAGACCGACCGGCGUCGAGGCGACCAGCAUCCUCAGCAUCGAGCGCCUUCUCUCGGCCGCUCGAUUCACGCCCGACCGCAACUCGGCCACUCCCGCCUCUGCGUCUACAUGCUCUUCGCAACCAUCGCCACGACCCGCCUCCACCGCCUCCUCGACAGACUCGGUCUCCACUUCGGUCGACCAGCGCUCGAGCGACCGGCGUCGUCCGGACGUCACCGCGGCGGACUCGAACCCGCCCGACGACAGACGCUCCCUGCCUGUGGCCGCCCACCACCUCGGUCCCGUCGUCUCCGCUUUCACCGCCACCGAACUGGCUCGAUUCAUUCUGGCCCAACACGAGGCCACCGGCUCAUCCGUUGCAUCAUCGCCGUCGCCGUCGCCGUCACCCUCGUCGCCGUCGUCGCCAUCACCGCCGUCGUCGCCGUCGUCGCCGUCGCCGUCGCCGUCGUCUUUCUUGUCGCCAGGCGUGUCCACUCGACCCGUCGUGCCGGCGUCACUGCGACCAACGCAAAGGGCCACGGCAACUUGUCGAGAUGGUGGUCGACGUCUGCCACGUGACAAGCAGACAAAGCAGAAGCGACCCGGCCCUCGAGAGGAUUUGGCCGACGACCGUGUCGCCAUCGCCUCGGAGGCUGGAGCGUCUCCACCCGCGGCCAAGCGUGCCACGCCAGCGUCGCCGGAUUCCGCCGACGCGAUUGGCUGGCGGCAAAGCGAGGCCAGGCCGCAGAUGAUGAACGGCUUCGCCAAACGCCCACGCUCGCCGUGCACCCUCUGGCCUUCGCAACCCGGUCGACACCAACAAGCACAGACCUGCUCCACCGUCUCCAAGCCGACGGCCGGCUGGCCCCCCCACAGAGGCGCCCUGAGUCCUGAACCGUCUGCCGUCGUCGCCAACGUCAACGUCAACGCCAACGCCGACGUCGACGUCGCGUUCGAAGCUUCGCCAAACGGGCCUCGCGGCAAGGCCGGCCUCGAGCAGAAGCGACCGGGCGCAGUCUUGACCGCCCCAUUCGGUAGGCCCGAGGCCGUGUUGCCAAGUGAGUCGGGUGCAAACGGGACUCGAGGGCUGGUCGGGGGCGCCGAGACGCUCGUCAACAGACUGGCCUUGGCUGCCGCGUUGACUCCGUGCAAGAGCACAGAGUCGCAUGCUCCGACCUCGGACAUGCUGGCGCCCAGUUUGACCUCGGGCGGGCCACAACAGGGUUGGAUGAAACUGUGGCAACAGAACCCCAGUUUCGCUGCGGCCGCUGCGGCCGCCGCCGCGGCUGCCACGAUUGCAGGAGCCAACUUUCUGGCCAACACUCGAGUGACGCCGUAG